CGACGAUACACCCAACUCUCUCCCUCGGCUCCAAUCUCCCCCCUAUGAUGGAUCUUCCCCGAAUUUCCCGUGGUCAUCUUGGCCUUACUGUAGGGCGCGGGGUGGGUAUACAGCUUACCGCGUCUUGAUCUCAUUUGGUCUGACAUGAUAUCACCACCUUCUCGUCACACACUUCCAAGACGAGGUGAGAUCAUGCCGGUUGGUCUUAGCUGUAGGAUAAUGCCUAUAAGAACCCCUCCUCUCCACCCCCUUCCACAUUCCACACAUCCAGCAGCGUUCGACAAUGCAGUAUCUUUCGGCAGCAAUCGCUCUCCUCUCCCUCGCCCCAUCCGCCCUGGCCGCGCCCACACCUGAUCAUGGGACGGGGUAUACAGUCACCUCAGAUCUCGCCACGGGUUCCGACACCAACCAAACUUUCUCACUCACCUCGAACGGUACAUCGCUUACCCAACUCACGGACGGACAAGUGAGAAUUGGGUAUGCCGAUACGACCUGUUUGACCUUAACCCUCUCCAACAAUCUUCUUGUCGACGAUCAAAACAGGACAUGCUACAUCUCCGCACAAACCCAACUCCAGUGCCAAUCCGAUAUGCCAGCGGAGGAGUACUCAACAACCGGAUUCACCGUCUCGAAUGGAACGUUGUCAUAUUCCUCUGGACCGUGGUACGCCUGCCAAACUGGACAAAAUGGAACGAGUAAUGUGUAUUCGAGCAUGAUUGAUGAGUUGGCGUGCGCUGAGGUCACACUCGAGCUUGGGGCGGCGAGGUGUGCUCCCAAAGCUACGUGUGUGGGUAACUCUUUGCCGUUGAGUCAGUUGAGUGAUGGGCAGUUUAGGUAUGAUAACUCGAGUGAUACCAGCACGGCUGUGAGCAUCAUCAAUGGCGCACUCUACGACUCGCAGAAUCGGACGUGUUAUGUGAGUUCGCAGACUCAGUUACAGUGCGAACACACCCUCCCUGCGGAGGGUAUCACGACUGGCACAUUCUCCGAAUCAGAUGGAUCCCUUGCGUUGGAUGGAUCGAUGGAGUGGUGGGCAUGCACUGCAGAGGGCUCGAGCUCGAGUAUCUACACGACCUCCAUCGACUCCAUCGCUUGUACCAAAGUGACACUCCCAUUCUCGUGUCCGUCCAACAACACCACCUCUUGCGAAAUCUUCUCCGUUCCCAACCUUGGGCAGAUUGGGGACGGCCAGGUCCGUGUCGGUUUGGGAGCGAGUGGCGGAAACGGGGAGUUUGUCUCCAACUCGACCUUUACCUUGUCGUCUUCCACGUCCACGUUGACCGAUUCCGCUGGUCGUCCGUGUUAUAUCACUGCCGAGACUGGACAAUUGCAGUGCGAUAACUCGACUUCUGCGCCAUCUUCUCGAUUUAGUGUCGAGUCGGGGUCUUUGAGUGUUAUAAUGGCCGGGAAUAGGAGUGCGAGUGGGGCAGCGACGACGACGUGGUGGAAGUGCGAGACGGGGAGGGAGGGGGCGGGGGCGAAUGUGUAUGUGAGGAGUCAGCAUGGGGCUUGUGAGAUUACGGAGUUGCCGGUUGUUUGUGUUGAGUAGACGCGACGACGCAACGGGGGUUUGUGUAGAGAGAGUGUAUGAUUAUUGUGGCGUGGGUUUUGGAUGGACUUCUUGGAC
Messenger RNA from Saitoella complicata NRRL Y-17804, 1627 nucleotides. RefSeq lists its product as uncharacterized. The transcript has a single exon. Gene Ontology annotation, cellular component: fungal-type cell wall. The record is from RefSeq and is a predicted model, not a curated record. Lineage: Eukaryota; Fungi; Ascomycota; Saitoellomycetes; Saitoellales; Saitoellaceae. Gene Ontology annotation, molecular function: structural constituent of cell wall. The coding region runs from base 284 to 1549 and encodes 421 amino acids. Gene Ontology annotation, biological process: fungal-type cell wall organization.